AUGACUUCCCCUCCAGUAAUGCGAGCUAUCGGUAAACAUAAUACAUACGUCGUUAUUCUUGAUCAUGGUCAAGAUGUUCAAUUAUGGGACUGGACUUUACUCAAUGCCAUCAAAGCAGAAGAUGAUAAAAGUCAUGCCCUUAUGCAUGCAUACAGCAGGGGAACGUACAAAGGCACAACGCCUUCUCAACUUAAGAUAAGUCAACAGGCCAAUGCAAGAUGUGUGGCAUUAUUGCAAUCCAGCCUAUCACAAGAUGCGAUUCAUUUGGUUAUGGAUCUUCAAGAUGCGUGUACUAUGCGCAAACGACUUUUAGAUGUUUUUGGAAAUGAAACUUCCGGGGAGGAUGAAAAGACAGUCUUGCUGUUACUACAAGUCCAACAAAACAAACUCACUAUACAACAAUAUGCAAAAGAAAUGAGGCGUAGACUCGGAGUCUGUAAACGUUUCGGGAUCGAAUUAAGCAAAAGUGAACAGAUCCAAGCUGUCAUCUUGGGACUGUCUCCUUCUACCUACGAUGAAGAGCGAAAGGUUUUUAUUGCGGAUAAAUUGACACGUGGAGAUGUUACAGAGCCGGAAGAAGAGCAAGAUCAUGAAGUUCGCUGUCUCAGGAGAAUUUUUGACCCUUAA
Messenger RNA from Meira miltonrushii, 627 nucleotides. RefSeq lists its product as uncharacterized. The coding region runs from base 1 to 627 and encodes 208 amino acids. NCBI's taxonomy places the organism in Eukaryota, Fungi, Basidiomycota, Exobasidiomycetes, Exobasidiales, Brachybasidiaceae. The record is from RefSeq and is a predicted model, not a curated record. The transcript has a single exon.